This is a messenger RNA of Topomyia yanbarensis, 2080 nucleotides long. RefSeq names its product transmembrane protein 64. NCBI's taxonomy places the organism in Eukaryota, Metazoa, Arthropoda, Insecta, Diptera, Culicidae. The coding region runs from base 706 to 1842 and encodes 378 amino acids. The transcript has 6 exons. The record is from RefSeq and is a predicted model, not a curated record.
UCCGCUUUGACAGUACGACGUACCGAUUGUGUUUUGGGUGAAAGUAUGUGGAUGUUCGCAAUCGACCGAGUACAUACCUUGUUUCAUCUAUAAUAAUUAGUUUCCCUCCCUAAAGCACCGAUGGAAAUAACACGUGAAUUAUUUCCUGAAUCACCUUGUCGUCAGUGAAUAUUAAAACAUACUCUACAACAGUGAAUUUUUAGUGCACGCCAAUCAAGUGUGAAAAUUAGUAUGUCUAUCAAUUGAAUUGAAUUUGCUGCUCUCGCUGCUCCGUCUAUUGUGAUGAUCUUUGACGCGUGAUCAGUCGGUGUUUGCCUUUAGUUAUGAUUGUGUAGUGGAUGUAGAAGGUGGAAAAUUUUCGCAAAAUUUGUGCUGUACUGGAGCACACAGAACAAGGUUCCAAGCAUUGGCGAUUCAAUAUGGAACGAGAGCUGUUGGAUUAGAAGUUUUUAUUCAUCUAAAUAGCCCCGAUAAUUGGAUAAUGGAGGUGUUAGUCAUCGCAGAAGAGUGAAAAACAUUUAAUUAUAGUUCGUCUCACAAUAAAAUUUGUGCAUGAACAUCAAUAUCAGCGCAAAUUUGAAAAAGUUGGUGGCGUUUUCUUUAUUGUAUUGAUUUUUCGACGCAUGUGUUAUGCUUCGUUGAUCAGUAUCGUUGAUGUGCAAAACCUGAUCGGUCUCCAGUGAGACGAACAACGAGUAAAUAAGCAUGGAUAUAAGCAUUCACGAAGCGGAUGAUGGAAAUGCAUCGAAAGACAGCGGAAAUUUUCUCAAAGCAUCGUCACCCACGUUUUCACUUCCACCAGCAUCUUGCUCUGUUACCGGCAGGGACAGUUACCCGUCAGUGCCAGUGGAAACCGUUUCGUCAACGAGAGCGAAAGCGUCGUUUAUUUGUGACCUAGAUUUGCACUCAACGGUGGUCGGUGGGAAGGAUCGCCCCUAUCAUCACCAUCUGUUAGUACAGCAUCAUCAACAAAAUCAGCACCACCACAAACUACACAAUUUCCAACUGAACGGUGUCGCUGCUAGUAGCAUAAACAAAUCUCCCACCGCCAACAGUAUCGACAUGCGAGACAACUACUGCUUCUACCGGUUGCAACGGUUUGUCUCGCGAAAUCCGAUGCUCAACUACCUGCUGCCACUGUGCGUGAUAGCGGUGCUAGUGUUUGUGAUCUAUGCCUUCCGGGAUUAUGCCAAAACGUUGCUGUUUUGGAUCGAAACUCAAAAUUCGUGGAUCAUAUUCUGCAUUGUCCUGAGCCUGUUCACAAUCGUCAGCUUUCCGGUGACCGUUGGUUAUCUGGUACUGAUCAUCAGCAGUGGUUAUCUGUUUGGCUUUAUCAAGGGCCUGCUGACGGUGGUCAUUGGUGCCAACUUGGGAGUGGCCAUUGCGCACAACACCAUCAAAGGGAUGCAGUCAAAGCUGCCGUUACAUAAGUUAAUCAAGAACGAGACUGCCCGUGCCAUCCUUCGAGUGAUAUCAGGACCACGUGCAUUUAAAAUAGUAUUAUUUGCCAGACUGACACCAAUACCAUUCGGGCUCCAGAAUACAAUCUUUGGGCUCAGCGCGGUUAAUUCACGAAGUUAUCACACCGGAACGGUGAUAGGGCUGCUACCGGCGCAAACCAUCAACGUCUAUCUGGGCUCGAAGUUGCGCUCGAUUCAUGAAGUGCUCAACGACCACAACGCUGCUCUUGGACUCGCUGGAUAUGGCGUGUUUGUGGUUGAGGUAGUUGUCGGUGCGGCCCUUAUGGUUUGGGUAAUACAGAAAGCGCGUACAGAGCUGUCCGCUGCCUUGUUGUCCGAUAUGGAAACAGACGAAAAGAUACUGAUCGAAAUCGAAGCGUGAGAACUGCAAAACCAUGUCGACAUGCGCAGUUAGACUGCUAGCUGAGAAUCUACUCGUCUGUAGCGUUGAAUGAAACCUUGUUCGAUUAGUGUAUAUUUUAGUAGGGUAGAACCACAAACAAAGAAUGAGUGAAGUCGAGUAUUUCAAACAAACACUACCGAUAAGAUUUAUCCUGGGGAGAACUAUUUAAAUUCGUAAUUAAAAGAUAAUGUUGUUUUGUUCCUAUGUAGAAAGCUGA